Phodopus roborovskii (desert hamster) is the source of this 4519-nucleotide messenger RNA. It is a transcript of the gene Pdk1, whose product is annotated as pyruvate dehydrogenase kinase 1. NCBI's taxonomy places the organism in Eukaryota, Metazoa, Chordata, Mammalia, Rodentia, Cricetidae. Gene Ontology annotation, molecular function: pyruvate dehydrogenase (acetyl-transferring) kinase activity. The transcript is spliced from 11 exons. Gene Ontology annotation, biological process: regulation of glucose metabolic process; protein phosphorylation. Gene Ontology annotation, cellular component: mitochondrion. The coding region runs from base 118 to 1422 and encodes 434 amino acids. The record is from RefSeq and is a predicted model, not a curated record.
GGCUCUGACAGCAGCUCCCCGCCCCCGCGGCCCGCCACGUCCCGCACGUAGCGCCCGGGCUGCGGCACAGAGCGGCAGGCUGGUGCCGGGGGCUCGGCUCCGCCGGCAGGGCUCGGUAUGAGGCUGGCAGGGCUGCUCCGAGGCGGCCGGGGAGUCAGGCCGCGCUGCGGGGUCCCCAGUGCCAGCCGCAGUCUGGCCUCGGCCUCGGCCUCGGGCCCCGGGCCGGAGACGGAGCGCGGCGUUCCGGGCCAGGUGGACUUCUACGCGCGCUUCUCGCCGUCGCCGCUCUCCAUGAAGCAGUUCCUGGACUUCGGAUCAGUAAAUGCUUGUGAAAAGACCUCAUUUAUGUUUCUGCGACAAGAGUUGCCUGUUAGAUUGGCAAAUAUAAUGAAGGAAAUAAGCCUUCUUCCAGACAAUCUUCUCAGGACUCCAUCAGUACAGUUGGUACAAAGUUGGUAUAUCCAGAGUCUUCAGGAGCUGCUUGAUUUUAAGGACAAAAGUGCUGAAGAUGCUAAGACUAUUUAUGAAUUUACAGACACAGUGAUAAGGAUCAGAAACCGGCACAAUGAUGUCAUUCCAACCAUGGCCCAGGGUGUGACCGAAUACAAGGAGAGCUUCGGGGUGGAUCCUGUCACCAGUCAAAAUGUCCAGUACUUUUUGGAUCGAUUCUACAUGAGUCGCAUUUCAAUUAGAAUGUUACUCAACCAGCACUCUUUAUUGUUUGGUGGAAAAGGAAGUCCAUCUUAUCGAAAACACAUUGGAAGCAUAAAUCCAAACUGCGAUGUAGUCGAAGUCAUUAAAGAUGGCUAUGAAAAUGCUAGGCGGCUUUGUGAUUUGUAUUAUGUUAACUCUCCUGAACUAGAACUUGAAGAACUAAAUGCGAUCUCACCAGGACAGACAAUACAAGUGGUUUAUGUUCCAUCCCAUCUCUAUCACAUGGUGUUUGAACUGUUCAAGAAUGCAAUGCGGGCAACCAUGGAGCAUCAUGCCGACAAAGGCGUCUAUCCCCCGAUUCACGUUCAUGUCACGCUGGGCGAGGAGGAUUUGACUGUGAAGAUGAGUGACCGGGGAGGUGGUGUUCCCCUGAGGAAGAUUGACAGACUCUUCAACUACAUGUACUCAACUGCACCCCGGCCUCGUGUUGAGACGUCCCGUGCAGUGCCCCUGGCUGGUUUUGGUUAUGGAUUGCCCAUAUCACGCCUCUAUGCACAGUACUUCCAGGGGGACCUAAAGCUGUACUCCUUGGAGGGCUAUGGGACUGAUGCUGUUAUUUAUAUUAAGGCUCUGUCAACAGAAUCCAUCGAGAGACUCCCUGUGUAUAAUAAAGCUGCCUGGAAGCAUUACAAAACAAACCAUGAGGCUGACGACUGGUGUGUUCCCAGCAGAGAGCCCAAAGACAUGACCACAUUCCGAAGCUCUUAAAUGGACAUAGGACGUCUGGAACAUCCAAAUGUGGUUUUUGGAAGAGAUGUGUUUGGAGCCACAUUGUACCAAAUAUGUUAUUUGUGAUUUUCACAAUUCAUGUCGCUAAAACUCCUAAAGGAUCAAGUAUACCAGCUUUAUUCUGAUGUGUUUGGUUAAUUGGACAUAUUUUUAAACACUCAUAGUAUCAAUUUCCCUCUGUGUGGUAGACUUAUGGAGUGCGAAGUCUGGGUUUCUGGAGGAAGUUGAAUAUUGAUUUUCAAAUUUUCAUUUAUGCCUGCAAGAAACAAAGACUGCAGAGUAGCUGGUAAGUGGCCCACUUUUGGAGUUCUUGUUACCUGUUGGUGGUAACAGCUAAUUAAAUGGUUUUCUCAUCUUCCACGAACACAGAACACAGUGGUACCAGUAGGACCUUUCAUGCAUUGUCUACUGAAAUAAAUUGAUCAUGGCAUCGUUUUAUUACAGAGGAUUGUAAUGUCUGAUUUCCCGAAGGUAGUGUGCUCAGGAUCAAUGCAAGGGAUUUUCUUUAAGAACAAUGUCUCUAUGUAGCCCUCGCUGGCCUUGAACUCAACGCCCAUCCUUAGCAUCUGGAGAAGGGUGUGUCUGGUGCAUAAGAGAAAUGUGUAUGCCCAAACAAGCAAAGUAGCAGCAGAGAAUGAACUAGAACAAAGCUCUCAGUGCACCUGGCUGAACCGAAUGACUGUUGAGAUUAUCUGAUGGAGCUUUUGAAAGAAUUUAUUUGUUUUUCUGGGUCCUCCUCCAGGCAUCCAGAGGCGGAAGGCCAGGGAUGAGUUUCUCAAACUAGGUGAGACUCAUAGUUGGCCUGGCUGAAAUCACUCUUCAGUGAAUAGUGACACCACUGCUGUUGACAAAGUGACAGACUGGAUUGGUUUUCCUGUUUCCAGGUCAGAUUGCUAGACCUUAGGGAACAUAAUCUAAAUCUCCGGUCAGGUUCAAUUGAAAGCAGAGUCAGGAACAGAGAGACUAGGGUUACCUUAGUCAUCUUGGUUUUAAGUGGUAACUAAAGACAUGACUUUUUUAAAAUUAUACAUAUAUAUUUAAGACAAAAGCCAAAUCAUGCAAUGUGGCACAAAAUAGAAUUCUUGUACCAAAUGAUAGAAACAUGUAGGUUGAGGAUGCCCCAGGGUGGUCAGUCCAGGACCCUCAUGUGAGAGGUGAGGGGCCUGAAACUCAGGUCCAAUCGGCCAGGGCUUUCAGCUAACUCGACCAAAUGUUGGGAAAGACACACCUUAUACCUGCUGUUCCUAAUUGAGAACUUUGUAAGAAAUAAUAGACUGUGUUCAUGAGUGACUUUUAUUCCCUGUAUUACACUUAAUUAGCUUUAAAUUACAUUUUCUUGCAAUGAUGAAAUAUUUUGGAAUCUUUUGUACAACUGUUAAUAAAUGUACUAUUUUUACUUGUGAAAUACUUUUCCCUCUCCAAGGAGUUAAAAGGUCCUCCCUCCCCCAUUUAAGAGCUAAGAAAUGUUUUCAGACAAGAAGUAAAAUUAUUUUACUUCAGUCUCUUGUUAAGGUGUAGCACCUUCUGCUUUGUUAUCAUGGUAACAGAUGGACAAUUGUGUGCGAAAAUGGGGGUGGCUUUUUCAGAGCUUUUAAAGAUAUCUAAAAAGGUUUUUAGAUUCUAAAGGUGAGCUGGCUGGUCUGUCAGCAGUUAUUCUAUGUGAUAUAGCUAUAAAAUAGAUUGCUGGUCAGGGAGUUAAUGACUAUGCCAGUGCAUUGCAAGAAAGGGAUUGUAAGAAUAUUCCAUGCUGCAGUUUAAAGUGUUAGUUGGUUUUGAUGCCUUUACACUUUAUAAUGGUCAGUGUCUUCCCCUGUGAAGUUUCUACAUGGAGAUAUUGAAGCAGAAUUCUACCAUAGUAUAAGAUGUUUUUUCAGUGACAGUAACUGAAAACAUGGAUCAGCUCUUCUCAGAUAAACUUGAGUCAUUUACGGAAGUUUAGAAAUGUACUCAUGUCUUUUAAAGAGCAAUUCAUCUUACCAUCAACAUUCUAUAAACAUUCAAGAAACUGUAAGUAGGUGCCAGCAGGUAAAAGCAAUGGCCACCAAGCCUGGCAACCUAGUUCUUUCCUCAGAACACACAUGAUGGAAGGAAAGAAGCAACUACGCCAUGAGUUGUCUUCAGACCUCCACACAUGCAAUGGCACAUGGGAUUCCCCACACGUACCACACAAAAUAAUGCAAACGAAACUUCAUUUGUAGCUAGGUGUCUUGCACUCUCUAACUCUCUAAUAGAGGUGUUUAAGGCAGGUUUCCAGUGUGUAUAGUCUAAUGGGGAAGCAGAUAGCUGAGUUUGUGUGGUUUGAGUUACCCUAGAUUUUCAUUAUCUAAUGAUACUGCCAAUGAUUGACAUGUACUACAUAGAUGGAGACCUGAUGUAUAAUUUUGAAAAACUCUAUAAAUAAUUCUGGGUAACUUUGCACAGUAGAAAUAAUUAUAGGAAGGGGCUUGACUUAACCAGCACUACCUUCUACUUAAUGCUAAUGGAGUUUCUGAAUUUUUAUAGUCAAGACAGAUCUGCAUCCUAUUUCCUCAUUGAUAGCAUAAAAGCCCCACAUCUAACUCUUGACUGUUAAAUUCAGUAAGGUGGCAUGCCUGUAAGUAAAUCUCUUGAGUUUGAGGCAGCCUGGUCAGCACAGGGAGUUUUGGGCCAGCCAGGGCUGCAUGGUCCCUGUGGUUUUUGUUUGUUUUAAAACCAAUAAAGUUCAUAACAAUUACAGAGGGAAGGGGAAGAGUUUGUGUGGCUCGGUGAAUGGUUAAUUGGGGAGGAACCCCAGCCAGUAAACUUCUAAGUUCAUGUCAUUAGUUUCACAAAGAAAUGUGAAACUUCAGAGGAUAGGUUGGCCAGGGUUAAACUUGGUUGUUUUUAUUGAAGGAACUACUCAUGAUAGCUGAUCAACUUCUGGUCUUAAUACUAUUAAUUUUCUCACUCAAAAAGUAAUACAACUAAUACUUUGUGAAGUUAUUUUUUCAUGUCAGAAAUGAAUGCAUUCCUAUUUUACUUAGUCCUGGCAUUUGUAAACUACUGUGUCAUUAGUUCUACUUUUGUGUUUGGAAAGGAUUAAACAUUUUAUUACCCA